Messenger RNA from Paramacrobiotus metropolitanus, 2250 nucleotides. RefSeq names its product DNA mismatch repair protein Msh2-like. Gene Ontology annotation, cellular component: nucleus; MutSalpha complex. Gene Ontology annotation, molecular function: ATP binding; mismatched DNA binding; ATP-dependent DNA damage sensor activity. The transcript is spliced from 10 exons. Lineage: Eukaryota; Metazoa; Tardigrada; Eutardigrada; Parachela; Macrobiotidae. Gene Ontology annotation, biological process: mismatch repair; mitotic recombination. The record is from RefSeq and is a predicted model, not a curated record.
CGGCCAAUAAAAGUUAUAAAAUUUUUUGCACGAACAUUAUUACCUUUCAUAUUCCAAGUUUCAAAAUAUUAUUCCUAGCUGGCUAGUGAUUGCAGGUCUGAUGCUUUGUCAUUGUGGUCCAAACGAACGAUAGGAUAUUUAUAUCGGCUUAAGUUGACGUGAUGGAUUUAGACGAGAGUGAAGUUUUGGAUUUGGAUGCCGGAACGAACACUACAACAGCAGAAUGGGAUGCAACGGCAGACCCUAGUAUCCUGGACGCCGAUACGGAUACAUCCGAACUCGGGAACAAGUGCUUUGUUAUUCCACAUCAUGUCCGCAAAGCCUUGGAUCUGACGGAUGGGAAAGGAAGCUUGCUGAAACUGCUGCAGCGCUGUGGAACUCCACAAGGAGCUCGCUUAAUGGAGCGAUGGCUGAUUCAUCCCCUGACGUGUGUUGCGGAAAUCGAGGAUCGGCUGGAACUUGUGGAAUUAUUCGUCAACAGUCCUUCUUUCCGUACCACAAUUGCCGACACUUAUGUCAAGAAAUUUCCCGAUUUUGCGCCCUUGGUCAAGAAAUUAGAGAAGAAGAGGAUCAGCCUGCAGGAUUUGUACAAAAUAUUCGUCGCCGUCGAAAGGCUCCCGGCUCUUGUCCGUGCGUUGAAAGAAGGCCUGAGAGACGCCUCUGAGCGUGGUACACAACUAGUCCAGGAGAAGUUCACGUCGAAACUGCAGUCGUUCUACGAAAUGCUGAGCAAUUAUCGGAUGUUGGUUAAGCAGACCGUUGAUGUCGCUUAUAUCCAGAAAACCGGGGAAUACAGGAUUCGACCUGAUGUUACGCCUGAGCUGGAAGAAAUGAGUGAGCAACAAGAGGAUUUGCUGGAGCGGAUGAAAAAGGACUGGACUAAACUUUCGAAGGAAGUGCAGCUGGAAAAAGAAAAAGCAUUAAAAUUUGAGUAUGAUCGCCGAGAUGGAUACUUGUAUCGGGUUACUUCUAAGGAAGAGAAAAAAUUGCGGCCACAUGUGACACGACUUGGACUAAUCCGUAAAAAGGAUAAAACUUCGGGAUUUUGUUUUCAAACGCCUGAUUUGAAGAGCCUGGAUGCUGAAUAUAAGGUCUUGCGCGACAGAUACGAAGAAUCCCAGCAGCAUGUGAUGGAAGAGCUGGUCAAUACAGCCGCUACUUUCCAUGAGCCUUGUCGAACGCUCAAUCAAAUAAUGGCACCUCUGGACGUGAUCUGCGCUCUCGCUCGGGUUGCAUGUGAAGCAACCAUUCCGUAUGUGCGCCCAAAAAUCUUUCCGAAAGAAACAGGAACUAUUGAGCUGAUUGACAGUCGGCAUCCAUGCAUCGAAAGCUUUCUUCACAAGGAUUUCAUUGCAAAUUCUGUGCGAUUCAAAGAAAACGAGGAAAGGUUCCAUGGUAGGUGAUAUUACGGUACUUCAUAGGGUGCAUCUGGUUUGUAGGUUGCUUUAAGUAUUAUUCUUGCACAAAUGGGAAGCUUCGUGCCAUGCAGUUCUGCUGCGGUAUCCUUGGUUGACGGAGUAUAUACUCGAAUUGGUUCGGGCGACAGUGUCACUAAAGGAGUCUCGACCUUUAUGAUGGAAAUGCUAGAAACUCAAGACAUUUUGAAGAAGGCCACGGAACAUUCGCUUAUCAUUAUUGAUGAACUUGGGAGGGGAACAUCUACUUACGACGGAUACGGACUUGCUUAUGCUGUAGCGGAGCAUAUCGCGACUCGUUUGAAGUCAUACUGCAUGUUCACAACUCACUUCAACGAACUGGCGGAACUCCAGAAGGAAGUGAAGAGUGUUGUACUGAGUCAAGUGACCGCCGUGGUAUCAGAGGAUGGCAUCGUCUUCCGGUAUCAGGUUCAGCCAGGUGUUUCCCGAGAAAGUUUUGGUGUAAAUAUCGCAAGACUUACCGGCAUGCCUUCCCACGUCAUACAGGAUGCUGCCGCGAUUCUUGACGAGCUCGAAAAAACGCAUGCCAUCGGUUCCUCUGUAUCUUCUUAAAAUGAAUGAAUGGGUCCUGUGCUCCUGUACAGAUUGUUUUACGGUCUUUCGAGUUUUCUUGUUCCUAAUUCCGAUGGUGCCAGAUUUAGAAUAAUCAAUUUACUUAAUUGUGACCAAUUUGACUGAUUUAUCGGUAUAGGCGCUUAAGCGCUUUUUGAUGUUCUGGAAUAUUGGGCAUGUAUUUUGAGAGUUGGCGAUUUGGCCCUGUCUCGCGAGCCAAGUGAUACCGUGACUCACUGGUCAGUAACAGUGACUAAACGAG